GUUUCUGGUGAUUUAAUAUUUUGGUAUGGCAUUAUAUUGGUGAAGUUUUUACCAAACACACUAUUAGAUGAUCACUUUGGCAUUAAUGAGUAACUUUUUCAAACAUGAUUGUACAGGAUGGAAUGCAUGCAUUGCAUUAGUAUGUGGCAAUGUUGUCUGGAAAGGUGCGCCAACUACACCAUUGGUUACAAUAGCAAUGACAAAAAUUAUUGAUGGGGUGUUAGAGAAAAACAAUUUGCCUGGUGCAAGUUUCACUGCUUUUUGUGGGGGUGCUGAAAUUGGUCAAGCCAUAGCAAAAGAUACACGAAUCCCUCUAGUCUCAUUCACUGAUAGCUCAAAGGUGGGUCUUUCAGUACAACAAAUAGUAAAUCAGAGGUUUGGUAAAUGCCUACUUGAGUUAAGUGGUAAUAAUGCUAUAAUUGUAAUGGAUGAUUCCGAAAUUGAACUUGUGGUUCAUGCUGUUUUGUUUGCUACGGUUGGAACAGCUGGUCAGUUCUGUACAACAUGCCGUAGGCUGCUUCUUCAUGAAAGUAUAUAUCACAAAGUAGUUGAACGACUUCUUGAUGUAUACAAGCAAAUUAAGAUAGGGGAUCCUUUAGAGAAGGGUACCUUGCUUGGACCACUGCAUACACGUGCUUCAAGGGAGAACUUUGAGAAGGGAAUUCAGAAAAUUAUAUCGGAGGGAGGCAAGAUCCUUACAGGAGGUUCAGUUAUACCAUCUGAGGGGAACUUUGUGCAGCCAACAACAGUAGAAAUAUCUCCAAGUGCUAAUGUGGUGAAGGAAGAGUUGUUUGGCCCAGUUCUUUAUGUUAUGAAAUUUAAGGUAGCAACUUUUUAAUGCAAAUUUAUGGUUUUCAUUGAUUAGAAA
Messenger RNA from Ipomoea nil (Japanese morning glory), 868 nucleotides. Its product is annotated as aldehyde dehydrogenase family 7 member A1-like. Lineage: Eukaryota; Viridiplantae; Streptophyta; Magnoliopsida; Solanales; Convolvulaceae. The transcript has 5 exons. Bases 68 to 838 code for a protein of 256 amino acids. Gene Ontology annotation, molecular function: aldehyde dehydrogenase (NAD+) activity. The record is from RefSeq and is a predicted model, not a curated record.